Kluyveromyces marxianus DMKU3-1042 is the source of this 1308-nucleotide messenger RNA. RefSeq names its product Nvj3p (gene NVJ3). The coding region runs from base 1 to 1308 and encodes 435 amino acids. The transcript has a single exon. NCBI's taxonomy places the organism in Eukaryota, Fungi, Ascomycota, Saccharomycetes, Saccharomycetales, Saccharomycetaceae. The record is from RefSeq and is a predicted model, not a curated record.
AUGCCUACAAUCUUAUAUAGCAGCAACUCAAAACACCUAUCCAGGUUUCAGAGAAAGGCGAAGUUAAGUUCAAGUUCUUUAGAUGUGAGGAUCAACCGAAAUGAUUCUCCAUUCCUAUCAGAUAAAAAAAUGGACUCCAAGGAAUAUUUGAUCGAUUUAUGCUCGUCAAUAUAUCCAAAAAGUGUGCACUCCGAAGUAGCUCGAUAUUCGGAAACAAAAUUGGCUAUUCAUGCCAUCGUUGCGUUAAUAUGCAAAAACUUUAUAUGCUCAUGGUAUGGAGAGAAGAUUGCAACGAAGGAUACGGAACUGGUUUCAAAUAUACAUCAGUUUUUUGAUGAUAUCAUAGACAAUGCAAGCAAAACAACUGUUGACUGGGAGCAAAUUAUACUAGACGAUCUGCCGAUGUUAAUUGAAACACAUAUAGUUAUAAUGAGAAAAGUAAUCAAUGAAAAAUUAUGUUUGGAGGAUUUUUAUCAACUACACUUAUACAAACACACUUAUCCAUAUUCGUUAACAGCUGCAAUUAUCCAGAAUUUCGAUAACGGAUCAAAGCUUCAGUCAGCUUUUAUGCAAGAUUUUGUGGGUGAUUUUUUACUCGAUAAGCUAGUAGAAAAAUUAGCGGAACCUUUCAUAGUUGUUGACCUAAUACGUUCAAUAUGCAAUAGUAUCGAGACUAGGAAGGAAGAAAAAUCAAAUACGAGCCAAACUAAUAAUUGGUUUCAAAAAAUAUAUCAUUUGUUCGCUAAUUUCCAAAUACACGGAAAUAAAGUUACCAAAAAGGAGGAAAAGUUUCUUCCGAGCCUCCCAAUUACUAAUAACUUCUUCGAUCAUUAUAUUUUCGGUGCUUUAAGUAGAUGUCUGCAGCUAGAGUCAAGAAAGCCGUUACUCUUUUUAUCACUGAAAGUGCUUCAAGUUUUUUCAAAUAAUGUAGAAUUCAUCAAUUCCAGGUUCACACAUAUAUUCCACAGUAAAACAUCGAGUAUAGUCUCGAGAAAAGGUUGGAUGAGCGCAUUAUGGCUCAAAAUGAGACACUUGCUUUUCCCGCACGACAACAAGUUAGGUCCUCCGAAAGAAGUUCCUACAGUUGAAGAGUUCGAACAAAUGAAGAAAGAUGCUUCUCUUGGAUUACAAAGAGUUGCUCGAUUGAUAAAUGCUAAUAUGAUACUCGGGAUUACGGACGUCGAGUGCGAUUCAUUUAUAGCUGCAUUGACUUAUGAUAAGAAUAUGAAUAAAUUCAUGUUACAACGAUUAAUCGAUUAUUUGGUGACUUCUCUUCCUGUUGUUUCAACUUCUUCAAACACACCUUAA